AGUCCCCGCGAGCUCGAGAUCUGUGAGCAGCCACCAUGUCGAUCUUCACCCCCACCAACCAGAUCCGACUGACCAAUGUAGCCGUGGUGCGGAUGAAGCGGGGAGGGAAGCGCUUCGAAAUCGCCUGCUAUAAAAACAAGGUCGUCGGCUGGCGGAGUGGAGUGUGAGUGAUGCUGCGUCCAGAGUUCAGCGGACCGGCCACUUCGAGGCCUGGUCUUCUUAACCCUGGCUCUUGAGAGUACCUUUCAGGACUGGUUUGCCUGAUUCGGAUUGGGUUUUGGUUUGAGAUUUUGUUGGUGUCAUAAAAACUGCCAGCUAUAAACUUCGUCAGAGCCGGGUGGGACUAUGUCUGUAAUCCCAGUGCUCAGGAUACUGAGGCAGGAGGAUUGCUGUGAGUUCCAGGUGUGUUUGACCCUGUCCUAAAAAAAAAAAACAAAGCUGCAACCACGAGGACCCCGAAAUCGCGGUGGCCUCUUGGAUUAAUGAUUAAGACGCUAUCACAAAGAAAAGAAACAUUGUCAUUUUUCCAAGGAUAGUAGUCCGGAAGCUAAUCCUACACCUACGAAUACUGAAAUUAGUACAGCAAACGUCUCACACACACACCUCAGAAUCCCCCGUUUCCCAAAGUGCGUAUAAUGUCUUCGCUACUGCCAUCUAGGGACAGACAUUCCAGGACGCAAGCACCACUCCCCACCACACCCUGAGUUUUCUUACAUAAAACAAUGACGUGGUUUUUCCCUCCAUAGUGCAGUGGGAGAAUACAGAUACUGUCCUGAGUUUUCGAUUGGUCCUGCGCAGGGAAAAAGACCUUGAUGAAGUUCUGCAGACCCAUUCAGUGUUUGUCAAUGUUUCCAAAGGUCAGGUUGCCAAGAAGGAAGACCUCAUCAGUGCAUUUGGGACCGACGACCAGACUGAAAUCUGCAAGCAGAUUCUGACUAAAGGAGAAGUUCAAGUGUCAGAUAAAGAACGGCACACACAGCUGGAGCAGAUGUUUAGGGAUAUUGCCACCAUUGUGGCAGACAAGUGUGUGAACCCGGAAACAAAGAGACCCUACACCGUUAUCCUCAUCGAGAGAGCCAUGAAGGACAUCCACUACUCCGUCAAACCCAACAAGAGCACCAAGCAGCAGGCGCUGGAGGUGAUAAAGCAGCUGAAGGAGAAGAUGAAGAUCGAGAGGGCGCACAUGCGCUUGCGCUUCCUCCUGCCGGUGAACGAGGGAAAGAAGCUGAAGGAAAAGCUGAAGCCCCUGAUGAAGGUCGUGGAGAGUGAGGACUACAGCCAGCAGCUGGAGAUCGUAUGCCUCAUCGACCCAGGCUGCUUCAGAGAAAUUGACGAGCUGAUAAAAAAGGAAACGAAAGGCAAGGGUUCUCUGGAAGUGCUCAGUCUGAAAGACGUGGAGGAGGGAGAUGAGAAGUUUGAAUGACACCGAGUAGGUCCUCAGCGCAGCACAACAGCGGGCGUCCGUCUGUCCUAGCAGCAGCAGCAGCAGCAGCAGCAGCAGUGCGUUUCUGGGACCUGCCAAAAGCCCUCUGGAGCAAUGUGCCACUUUCCAUCCUGUGUUAAACAUUGGCCUGGGUGCCUGGUAUUUUUGUUGUCAAUUGGGGUUUCCAGCCAAAAUGAAAAGAAUAACCCAAAAUACAGAGUCCAGAACAGCUGUUCACUGAUGUGUAUGCCUUUCUGGUUCCACAGGGAAGACCAGAGGCAGCGCUGGAUAAGAAGGUAGAUUUAGUACGUGACAGAUGACUGGAGAGGGUCUGUAUAACAAAGGGGGACGCCUGCUGGGAAGGAAGAUGUGUUCUGCGUAAUGAAGUCCAGGUCUGGGGUGUGAGCUUGGAGAGAUCUUUCUGUCUCCCUACGAAUAGGUGUGUAAUGAAUGACUGGGGAGAAAUUGAAUUUUUAGUUUUCAACAAACAUGGUACCACAACUUAGAUGAUUCUUGGGAAAAUAUAUAAAGUCAUUUAAUACUAAUCUUAAAAGUUUAUAAUAUAUGUUAGGAUAGUUAAAAAUUAUAUGUAAUCAAUAAAACUUAUUUUUACUAA
This is a messenger RNA of Rattus norvegicus (Norway rat), 2039 nucleotides long. RefSeq names its product Sbds, ribosome maturation factor (gene Sbds). The record is from RefSeq and is a predicted model, not a curated record. Gene Ontology annotation, biological process: bone marrow development; mitotic spindle organization; rRNA processing. Gene Ontology annotation, cellular component: nucleoplasm; spindle; cytosol. NCBI's taxonomy places the organism in Eukaryota, Metazoa, Chordata, Mammalia, Rodentia, Muridae. Gene Ontology annotation, molecular function: microtubule binding; ribosome binding; rRNA binding.